Messenger RNA from Cucurbitaria berberidis CBS 394.84, 975 nucleotides. Its product is annotated as alpha/beta-hydrolase. The record is from RefSeq and is a predicted model, not a curated record. Lineage: Eukaryota; Fungi; Ascomycota; Dothideomycetes; Pleosporales; Cucurbitariaceae. The transcript has 2 exons. Gene Ontology annotation, molecular function: arylformamidase activity. The coding region runs from base 1 to 975 and encodes 324 amino acids.
AUGGUCUCCACCGCGUACCCCAGACACAUCCCUUCGAUUCGUUACAGCGACUCCAGCGACUUCUUUAGUCGUUUGCAAACACUCGACGUAUGGUUGCCCCGGCCGCUCGAGCAGUCUGACCCAGCCAACUCGCUAUGGAUCAUUUACAUCCACGGCGGUGCCUGGCGCGACCCACUGCAAGACGCGAAAUGCGUUGAACCAACCCUAAACCGUCUUUUUUCUGAAUCCAAUGCUUCGGCAUUACGCCAUGUUGCCGGCAUAGCGAGCCUGAAUUACCGCCUGUCGCCGUACGCUUCGCAUCCCACGGACCCAAGCUCGCGCUUCGAUCGCGAUAGAAACGUCCAACAUCCUACACACGUGCGCGACAUCGCUCGUGGUAUUCAAUAUCUGCAGAAGGAGUACGGCGUGAAACGGUGGAUCGGCGUGGGACAUUCGUGUGGAGCGACGAUGCUACUGCAAUUGGUGUCCGGGCUAGGUCUUGAAGAUGAGAGCAGUUCGUUGACGGGGAAUACAGAGCAGCGAGGGCCUGAGGCAUUGAUCCUCCUCGAAGGCAUAUAUAAUAUCCCGCUCCUGCUGCGGAACCAUCUCCCGCCCACAUGCCCAGAGAACAUAUCGCAAAUCUACCGCGACUUUAUAGUGGGUGCUUUUGGCCCGGACCAGGCAGUGUAUCAGUCCGUCUCACCCGUCUCUGGGAAGUACAACACGAAGCAAUGGUCCGCGGGAAGGUUAAUAGUCAUAUGCCACAGCUACGAAGACGAGCUGGUGGAGAGGGCGCAAAGGGAUGUAAUGUGUGUUGCGCUGGAUAGGGAGGGCUGGUCGAUUGUCAUGGAAGCGGGGGACGAUGAGGAUGAAGUGCGAGCAGAGGGAAGACGCGUGCUCAACGUUCGAGAUUUGAAAGGGGGUCACGAUUGGAUCUGGGAGGACGGCGAACAAAUCGCCAAAUUGGUUGCUGAGGUAGUGCAGCGGUUGACUUGA